UACUCACUUGUGUCCAAUAUGGACACAAGUCACUCGUGACAAAGACUUCCUCCUACCAUGAUACCCUCAUCCUUCUCCAGAGUCAUCUUCUAGCAAUGGCGUCCUCUCUAUUCUGAUUCAUGUGCUUCGAAUUAAUCGAUUAUCAUAAGUCAGGGUUCCAAUUUGAAUCUUAAUCUGAUCACUAAUUUCAACAUGCCGAGCCCAAAGAAGAAGAUGGAAAACAAGGGCUUUUUCGCUUCAAUGUCUUCCAGCUUAUCCAUGUUCAGUAACGCCAUGCAUAGAUCUGUCAAUGGGUUUAUAGGUUAUGAAAAUCUGGAAGUGGUUAAUCCUGAGGGAGGUAAAGAUGAUGCUGAGGAAGAAGCACAGAGAGGUAGGUGGAAACAAGAGGAGAGAGAUAGCUACUGGAAAAUGAUGCAGAAGUACAUUGGUUCUGAUGUUACAUCAAUGGUAACCCUGCCAGUUAUAAUAUUUGAGCCUAUGACUAUGCUGCAGAAAAUGGCAGAGUUAAUGGAGUACAGCAACCUGUUAGAUCAGGCUGAUGAAUGUGAAGAUCCUUAUAUGCGAUUGGUUUAUGCUGCAUCUUGGGCAAUAUCUGUCUACUAUGCUUUUCAGCGCACCUGGAAGCCUUUUAAUCCCAUUCUUGGUGAAACCUAUGAAAUGGUUAACCAUAAUGGGAUUACUUUUCUUUCAGAGCAGGUGAGUCAUCAUCCUCCUAUGAGUGCUGGACAUUGUGAAAAUGAGCAUUUUACAUAUGAUGUGACAUCAAAGGUGAAGACAAAAUUUUUAGGCAAUUCUCUUGAUAUCUAUCCCGUUGGAAGGACUCGUGUCACUCUUAAAAGAAGUGGUGUAGUGUUGGAUUUGGUCCCCCCUUCUUCAAAAGUUCAUAACCUGAUCUUUGGUCGGACAUGGGUAGAUUCACCAGGCGAGAUGAUACUAACCAAUUUAACUACCGGAGAUAAAGUUGUGCUGUAUUUUCAACCUUGUGGUUGGUUUGGGGCUGGUCGGUAUGAAGUGGAUGGUUAUGUAUAUGACGCCAAUGAGGAGCCUAAAAUAUUGAUGACCGGUAAAUGGAAUGAGUCAAUGAGCUGUCAACCAUGUGAUGUGGAAGGGGAACCUCAACCUGGCACAGAACUGAAAGAGGUCUGGCAUCUUGCAGAUGUUCCAAAAAAUGACAAAUAUCAAUAUACAUACUUUGCCCACAAGAUAAAUAGUUUUGACACAUCACCCAAGAUGUUAUUGGCAUCAGAUUCACGUUUACGACCUGAUAGAUUUGCUCUUGAGAUGGGUGAUUUGUCCAAGUCUGGUGCUGAAAAAAGCAGUUUGGAGGAGAGGCAGAGAGCAGAAAAGAGAAAUCGAGAAGCCAAGGGUGACAAGUUUACUCCACGAUGGUUUGAUUUAAAUGAAGAUGUUGCAACUACCCCCUGGGGUGAUAUAGAGAUUUACCAGUACAAUGGUAAAUACACUGAACACCGGGAAGCUAUAGAUAGUUCCGACAUUGAUGAGCUAGAAGAUGUGAAGACCAAGGAGUUCAACCCUUGGCAGUACAAUGAUUUAUCUAGUACAUGAGAAAAUUGUUCACUGUCGUUUUACUGCAAAUUAUAGGAGUGGCCUGUGAAUUAAUCCAAAGGAUGAUAUGAUCUCUCCUAUCAGGCAAUCUAGGAGCUACCUGCACUAGAUAGAAAAAAGUAUCCUGCAUUCAAAUUUGUAUAACUCAGUUAACGAAGAUGAUUUCUUCAGACAGAAUCAACAGAGGCCGCCCUUUAGCAUUCCUCCCUGGUAUGCAUGCUCUCAUUGCUCUGCCUUGUUUGAUAUUGCUUCAAGUUUGAUGUAUUCAGGAAUCAGAAUAGGUCCAUCUAUAAAUUGUUAGCUUAUAUUCUGUUUUAUCUGCAUAUUGCUGUUUGAUAUUUGUACUCAUGGUGGCUCCUGAGAUAUAAGCCUUUAUCUGUUUGACUUCAGAAUUUCUUAUAAGGUUUCUGGUUUUUGGCUUUAUGAAGCAACUAGUGGAAGAAGGUUUCUUGUUCAA
Molecule: messenger RNA, 2023 nt
Organism: Spinacia oleracea (spinach)
Lineage: Eukaryota; Viridiplantae; Streptophyta; Magnoliopsida; Caryophyllales; Amaranthaceae
Product: oxysterol-binding protein-related protein 3C
Exons: 11
Coding region: 193-1566 (457 amino acids)
Cellular component (GO): cytosol; membrane
Molecular function (GO): sterol binding
Source: RefSeq, a predicted model, not a curated record